GCACAGGAAGAGGAAGUGAUUACAGCGACAAGGAUGGAGACAGAGCCAUAUAACACAGUUUAACUCGCCUUUAUUCCCAUCAAAUACAGUUAAAGGCGAUGGACGAGUUUACACAGCUCAUGUGACUGUGAUCUGAAAGACAUACUGUAAUUAUUAUCACGGGCUGAAGGCUUAGACUGAGGACACUGGCCACAUGAUGUUGGACCACGCCGAUGUGAGUUUGACCCCUGAUGAACGGGUGCGGGCCUUGACCAAGAAGGGCAGCGCGGUGGACAUGAACGAAGCAGUGCCCCUCCGCAGAUACUUCCGCUCGGGCAUGGAGGUGAUCCGCAUGGCCCAUGUGUACGCCGAGGAGGGCAACACAGAGCACGCCUUUGUCCUCUACAACAAAUACAUCACGCUUUUCAUUGAAAGGCUCCCCAAGCAUCCCGAAUAUAAGCUGUGUAAUAUUCCUGAGAAGAAAGAGAUCUUAAGGAAGCUAAAGGAGACCGCUUUUCCUCAAGCAGAGCAGCUGAAGAAACAUUUACUGAGAAGAUACGAGAAAGAAUAUGCAGAGUUUAUCAGCAAAAAGCGUGCAGAAGCUCAGGCGCUGGAGCAGGAGUUGUGUCGGCAGCGUGAGCUGGAGGUGGAGAGACAGCGGGUGGCAGACAUGCAGAGGAGGCAGCUGGAGCAGGAGCAGUUCAGCAGGUUUGAGGAGAUGAUCCGGCAGAAGGACCGUCAGCGUGAGCAUGAGUUCAACACACCAGUGCCUCACCAAGACGACACACUGCUCAUCCCUGGGAUCCAGGGUCCGCCUCUGCCCUACCUAGAGUCCCCCUCGGCCAAUCACAGCGCUCCGUCAGCUCCCAGCCCGGCUGCACCCCCGACCGUGGACCGCUCACUUAAACCGGGUCACCUCAGCAACAACACUACUAUGGUUGAUGGUUUGCGGCAGAUCACUGUUCCUGCUGAGCUUUGCAGCAAAUUCCUGCGAUUGGCCAAUAACAACACCAUAAGAGCAGUGGAGACCUGUGGGAUACUCUGUGGGAGACUGAAUAGUAACGCGUUUACAGUGACACACGUGAUCGUGCCGAAGCAGUGUGGAGGUCCAGAUUACUGUGACACAGAGAAUGAAGAGGAGCUGUUUCUGGUGCAGGACCAGUACGACCUCAUCACGCUGGGCUGGAUACACACUCACCCCACUCAGACGGCCUUCCUGUCCAGCGUUGACCUGCACACUCACUGCUCAUACCAGAUGAUGCUGCCGGAGUCCAUCGCCAUCGUCUGCUCUCCCAAAUUCAACGAGACGGGCUACUUCAGGCUGACUGACUACGGCAUGGAGGAGAUCUCAUCCUGCUCUCAGAAAGGCUUUCAUCCGCACCCCAGAGAACCUCCUCUCUUUACUGAUGGUAACCACAUCAGGAUCACAGAAGGCGCUGUUUCGAUGCUAGACCUGCGAUGAUUUCUCUCUGGUGUUCACACAGUGCUGCCAUGAAGCUUAUUUUUGUAAUCUAUCGUCGCUAACUCCUCUGAUGGACUCUCGUAUGGCACCAGCUGUCACUGGUGGAGGGUUUCUUAAAGAUCUAAAACAAGCACUUUUUGGGAAACAUGAAGACAAUAACUGAAGCAGCAUUUUUUUGUAUGACAUCUGUUGGGAGCCACUGGACUGCAGCUCAUGCCGGUUUCUGUUUGCUUUGUCCUAAUGAUCUAGUGACGUCACACACACUAACAUAUCACAUCUGCAGAAACAACACUAAAACAAAGGGUUUUACUGAGUAUCUUUGGGAAAAGCUGAACGGGUCAGUCCCGCUGGGCUGCACCUGUCAUGAAUGCCAGCCAUAACAGUUUCAUUCAUUUUAUAUAUAUUUUCUAAAAGCAACUUCAUUUUUGGGAGCAGUAAUCAGUCCAUGAUGUUGUUGAAUUCUCCGUUCUGAUUGGAUGAAUGUGUUUUUGCAUUUAAAACUGUGAGAGACAAGAUAGUGGAAUAAAAAAAAAAUGCAAAAAAACGUGCAAGACGGGAGUGGGAUAAAAAAAAAAAAAAAAGCAAAAGUAUCAAGAUUUUAAUUUUCACAGUCUCAUUUCUUUAUUAAUGUGCAACUGGUUGCAGUUAGUACUAUAUAUAAAUAUUAAGAACAGAGACAACAGGCUGAAUUACACAUGACAACCCUGUUAAAGAUGGAAACAUUACAUUAUAAAUUAAGAAAAAAAAAAAAAAUCAACCUAUGAUUUACAGUAUUUGUAGAUUUAAAAAUGAUUUUUGACUUUUUCAGUUUAUGAACAGCAGUUGAUCCAUUCUGGCAUAGAGAUUUUCAUUCAGAUGCUUUUUAAGGUUUCGGUCAGGACGUUACUCUGUUCUCUGAUCAUAGAAAAUACUGAAAUGUUUGCAGUAGCGUCCCAACCCACUAAUCAAAGCCGUUUUCACUGAGGUCCGGGACAAACAUCAUUUCCUCCUUUCAGAGAUCGUCUGGCCUUGUUGCUGGCAGUCGUCUGAUGUCAGGCACUGGUUUUCCACUUUGAUUGAGAAGGUUGACAUCAGCUCAGCCAGUCCAGGUCGUCUUCAUCAUCAUCAUCACCGAACAGAGGGGCGAGAGGGGGACGUCCUUUCAGACUCUGAGGACAUUCACAAAAGAGCAUCAGUCAGUUCCUGUUAAAUUUAGUUACUGAACAAAAAUAUUGUGAAUGGCAUUAACUAGUAAUCUCUGCCACUGAUUUCAUUGGUUGAACAAACAGAGUCCCGCCCCCAAACUCACUCUACUGACUCAGUGUUAUAGUUUUGGGGACUAUAUGACUACAUGAGAACUAUUACAAUUCUUCGGUAAAUCAUGUGACGCAUCGUAAAAUACAGUCAAAUUUAAUUUGAAUGACUAAUGUGGAAUGAUGCAUUUUGGGAUGUUCAUAUAAUUAUUUUCUGAUUUAUGCUGAGAACAUUAAUGUGCACUACGGUUUAAAAGUUUGGGAGUGUCUAAGAGUUUUUUUCUUUUUAAGAAAUAAAAAACAUUUAUAAGUUU
Carassius gibelio (silver crucian carp) is the source of this 2987-nucleotide messenger RNA. RefSeq names its product STAM-binding protein-like A. The coding region runs from base 194 to 1441 and encodes 415 amino acids. Gene Ontology annotation, biological process: protein K63-linked deubiquitination. Lineage: Eukaryota; Metazoa; Chordata; Actinopteri; Cypriniformes; Cyprinidae. Gene Ontology annotation, molecular function: protein binding; metal-dependent deubiquitinase activity; K63-linked deubiquitinase activity. The transcript is spliced from 10 exons. Gene Ontology annotation, cellular component: endosome; cleavage furrow. The record is from RefSeq and is a predicted model, not a curated record.